AUGCUGGCAAGGACUGGAGCAACUCCGUUUGCCUUCUCCACCCCACUUUCUUAUCACGAGCUCUUCGUAGUUCGUGUUGUCGUGGAGCUUUUGCAGAGACAGCUACUUUUUGCCAUCCUUUGGUGCAUCGCUUUUUGAUUCCUGUUCUGUCUCACCAGCAUUUUUAUCUCAUUCACUUGGGAAAGUGUGCGAAUGGCGUCGUUCAGCUGCAAGUUUUGGAUUCUACUUUCGGCCUUACCGCUUUUGUUACCGAUGAGGACUUGUCGUCGAUAGCGUGCCAGCUGCUUGCCGUCGAUUCUGUUGUCAGCGUUGUUCGUGCUGAUGAAAGGCAUAUUCCUGCUCAAGUCGAAGUAGACUGCGGAGUUCAGACUGUGUUGAAUGCUGAGUGUUGUCUUCAAAUGGAACAUUUCGUGGCGGACCUAUCGUUUCUUUCUCCUCUUACUUCGUCUCCCGAACGCACUUUCGCUGAAAUUCAGCGGUGCAGGCGGGACUAUGGAGCCGAGCUUCGCUCCUUUCUUCUUUCCGAUUCAGCAAAGCCUGGACGCAGUUUUGCCGCGGCUCCUUGUCACUUGCCCGCGUCUCGUGUGUCCCCUGUCAAGGAUUCGGCGUCAAUGCGUGAGCACGCUGAUAAGGUACGGCUUCCUCAUUUUUUUUAUCCACCCUUUUUUCCAGCUUCGUCAAAGCUGCAGCAACGUUUCUCUUAGCAGCUUGUCUAACUUGAAACUUCGUAACACUGUUGCGCCAUGUUCGACAAAACGGAAAGCUGCUGCCGAGGAACGAUGGCGACGUUGCUCCGAUGCGGAGUUCGAAAACGAGGUUUCGCCGACUUCUUUUUUCUAAAUUUAUUGAUUUGUUUCUUUUUUCAGCGUUCAGUUUCACCUGUGCCGAGUGAAAGGAGAGACGGCGUCGGUAGUUUUUUCUCUGCUUCUUCUGCCGCCAGCAAACCUGUGUUUUCGUUCGAUCCUUCUCUCCGUGCGAAAGCCUCUUUGACUCCUUUCAAGAAGCCUCGUGUUGCGUGUGCUCAGUUAGAUGUAAUCGUUUUUUCACGUUUAUUUUGGCCUUAUUUUUUUUUAGCCUCCGUCUUCUGCUGGGGUUUCGCCUGCUCGCCGGAUGCCUGCUCCGUUGAUUUUGUACCCGCCCCUCAGCGUUUCUAUUCCCUCUUCUCGCACUUUUGAAACUGGUGCAUCCCCUGGACAGGUGCAUUCCCUUUACAAUUUUUUUUAUAGCUUAUUUCAGAGUCCAGAAUUUCGCGCUUUGCGUGUCAGCUGCUCUCCUUCUCCAUCUCCUGCUCCGAGUUACCGGUGCGCUGGCAAAAAAAGGCGUUCUUCAGCCAGUGACUUUUUUGGCAGUCCCUCUCAGAAAGUACCGUUGUUGGAAACGCAGCGUCACAGUCAAGCUGUUGAAGACGUGCCCAAGAAGGUUUGCUGCUUUUUUUCCUCAUUACAUUUUUUUUUUAGCAUGCCUCGGUCAGCCAGCCUCGUCUUGUUGUUGGAUUAGCCGAAUAUGACGGCUCCGCCUCUGAUUCGGAUAGUGCCGUUCAAAAAAUUCGCCUUACUGCUGAAGCUCAGAGUGCUUCCAAGUCAUCUUCUCUUGUUGCUUCUCGGCACGGUUCUCAGGAGAAGAAAGAGUCCGGUCUUCGAGUGAAAUUGACGAAACUUAUGGGUUCUACUAAAGCAGCGAAAAAGUAUGCUUUUAUUUUUCUUCUUUUUUUAUUUAAACUUUUUCAGCUUGCGUUGGUCGUGGAGAGGCACAUGCAGCGUUGGGCAAAAAGAUGUUGUUGCCGGAAUGACUGUUCUUAUGGAAUUUGCGAAAGAACACAUUGCCAAAUUGAGAAAGCGUGUUGCUACGCAGCUACAGCAGGACAUUGGUUGUCCCGCGUCCGUAUCCCCUGACGAACGCAAAAAAAGACAAUUGUGUCGGAUUCCGCUUCACUUGAAAACUGACGACGGCAAGAAGUAUGUCUCGAUCAACGACGCGUACACCGCUGCUUGGUGCGAUUUUGUUGGCGUUGUUCCCGUCAGCUCAGCUCCUGUUGUUGUGCCCUGCGCACUAGUUGAUGACGCGGAACGUUUCGACAAUUCUCUGCCACCGAUUCAGCCUUUGGUGGUUGGCUCGGUUGAACCGUCACCUGUCUUUCCGCCUCUUUUAGAUUCCCGCGCCGGAAUUGGCGAAAAUCAGCUUUUGCCGCCAGCACCUUUCCUCCCGCCCUUCAUUGACCCGCGUGAUUUGAAAGAGGCUCUUUGUUGUGAGUACGGAUGCCAGGCUGAACGAGUGCUCCGAGAUGGCGACGAAAUCACGGCCGCUCUGCUCAAACACUACACUCUGGCAAGGAGAUGCGAUUCGGAUUGCCCUUUCGUUGAUUUUGGAUAAGUUUUUUCUUUCCUUUUUUCCUCCUCUCUGAGUAAAAUUUUUUUACAGAGGCGGCUGCCGUCCACGCGUCUGUUUUGUCGAGCGUCUUGAAGAUGUCUGGUUACCGUGCCGAAUUCCACCUCUCACACUUAUCCUACUCGUGGACCGGCAACACCUUGAAAGUGUGCGAUUGGUUCGCUAAACACUCAGCUUGCUUCCAAGGCGUCCGCUCCAUCACCGCGCGUUUCCGUCAAAUUGGCCAGCUUAUCGACCUCCUCGCCAACUGCAUACGUGCUACUGAAUCGAACAACUUUUUGGAGAUGAAAGAGUUUCUCUCCCUCGACUCUCUUCCCGACAGCCUCAGAGAAGAAUUUUUGACCAAUUUUGCUGCUCCGCUUGUUCAGACACAGCACACUCAACGAGUGGUGGAACGCAAAUUUUGCAAGGCUUUCGAACAGUUUGCCUCGUCGAUGCUCGUUCAAGAAGAUCGCGUGUGCGCCGUCUGUCGACAACUCACAUGUAGCCUAUACAUUAGAGACCGACCGUAUGCUCGUUACGCAACUUUUCUUGGAGAUCUGUCCGCUUCUGAUUCACAAGAGGACAACACCGAUGACGAGGAGCUGGCGGAUAGUUUUGACAGUGAGACCGAGAAGAAGAAGAAGAAGAAGGAGAAGGAGAAGGAGCAAAGAAAGAAGAGCAAUAAAAAGAAGAAGUCCUCUCACACCAUCGUUUGUUGUGACAUUUGCCAUAAGUCAAUGACGCGCCGUUCACAGCCUUGUCUGCCUGCUGCGGCCACUCUCAACAAGUUUCGUGAUGUUCCUGAUGUUCCUCAAUUGUCCUGUCUUAAUUCCAUCGAGAAGAUGUUGAUUGAGCGAAGUAGGCCACUCCAGAAAAUAUUAUUUCUUCACUCUAUCAGCGGAAAGAAAACAUCGAUGCGUUCCACCAAUGCUGUUAUGGUUGUAGUACCUACGGAGAUUGCCGCUACUGUUGAUCACGUUGUUUCUACGCUGCCCUCUGAAUCGAACUUGAUUAUUGACGUUCGCACAGGUUGGGAGAAGACCUAUGUUGUGCGUCUGCCAAAAGUUAUUGCGGCACUUGAGUUUCUCAAGACUAAUCAUCCCUUUUAUGCCGAUAUCACUAUCAACCCCGAUUUUCGUUUCGGCUUAGGAGAUUCGGUGAUCUUCGAGGAUGCGACCGCGACUCAGUCCGACGCCGACGCUCUUGUUUCCCGUGAAGACACGCCUGGCCAGUACAUACUCACGCAGGAUAUGGUACACGUUCAGCCUGUCCGGAGAGUCCAACAGCAGAGAGACUCCGCAACUGCAUUUUCAAAGUACACUUUGAAAAAGCAGGUGUACGCUCCGAAGAAGAUAUCGUCGAAGGAUCUCGAUCUCGACACGUUCCCUCUUCUCCACCCGUUCGGAGACGAUGGUAUGCACGCCACACGUGCCACUUUUGUCCGAUUGUCGAAAUACAUUCGGACACGUUUGCUGAACGUUGACCGUCGCUUUGCGACUAAUGCGAAAUGGAGUUGCUUCAUGUUCGCAUACAAGCAGCAACUGGCGAUUACGUCGGUCCAGGGUACGCUUCUUCUUUUUCACCUUCUCCUCACAUUUUUCAUUUUUUCAGGAGUUUUGGCGCGCGUUUCGGGAGCGCCCAGCCGCAAAGAGUUCGACGCAACGAGCGUGAAAAGCCAGAAAGUGAUGACCUCGCUUUUCCACAAAAUGCGGGGUUAUCCGCAGUAUUGGAAGUCGGUCAAACUCGAUUUGCGAUCUUCGAUCGCCACUUUCGGCACGCCGAGUUGGUUCGUCACUUUGAACCCGAACAUAAAAGGGUGGACGGAUUUACAUGCGCUCUACAACCGUGUUCUGCAACGCACCGAUAUCACCGAGCACACAAUCGAAACUGCAAUUUCCACGGAUCCUGUGAUUUUUGCCAGAUACUGGCGAAGAAAAGUGUUGUGCUUCAUGCGAGACAUUGUGUGCCGGCCAGAAGGAGGACCGCUGGGCAUAGUGACACAUUGGUUUUACCGAGUAGAGUAUCAGCACCGCGGCACCCAACAUGUCCACUGUUUGUUCUGGACUAGUGACAAGCCGAAUGUCUCAGCCUCUGCUUCUGAGGUCGAAGCGUACCUUGAUCGACACAUUACUUGUCGUAUUCCGGAUAAAGAAACAGAGCAAGAGCUUUACGCUCUAGUAAUAGCCAAUCAGUUGCACUGGGCUAACCACUCAUCCACAUGCCGUCGUAAGCGCAAAAUAAGAGGCCGAUGGAGCACUGACUUGUGCCGAUUCAACUUUCCACGACAAGGUACUGUUCGCUUUUGUUUUAAGCUCUUUUUCUUUAAAUACAUUUCUUUUUUCCAGCUCGGCAGAAAACGAUUUUCUAUUCUGAUUCGACCAUCAAGUCGAUGCCUAACAGUCGCGCUCGCCCGUACUAUUUGGCGCGAACGGCCGACGAGUCACUCGUCAAUGACUAUUCGCCUGGAUUGUUGCUCAGGUGGGGAGGAAACAUUGACACCCAAUUUAUCCCUGACGGUGUUCGUGAUAUGCUCAACUACGUGACAGGUUACACCACCAAAGGUGAAAAAGCGAAACGGGCAAACGAUAAAACUAUGUCGAAUCUCGCGAUGCAAAACUUGCGUGCCUCGAAGAUCGUGUGGAAUGUCGGAAUGACAAUGUUGGAGAAUCGCGAAGUUGGCAUGCUGGAAAUUAUGGAUGAUCUCUUGUCGCACUCAAACUUUUCGUUCGAUACCGCUCACGUUUUUGUGCACAACGAUCCGGUUGAUGACCGUGCUCGUGUGCUUGUUCCUCAACACCGUUUAGUGGACGAUGACAGUCGAAUGACUGAAGCUAACUGGAACGACGAUUUCUAUCCCGGCCGGCCACGUCAGUUCGAAAAUUUCUCACUCUACAAUAUUGUAACUAAUUUUGAGAUCGUCACAGCUAAGCCAGGUGUUCUCUUGCUCUCCUCGGUUUACUUACCUCCGUUUCUUUUUUUUCAGACUCUACCAUUCGUCGCAGCCGAUUUCCUUCUCCCCGUGACACCGAUGUUGACGACUAUUCGGCGUUGUGGCACACGAUCAACGCAGACAAAAAAACAGCGGAAGAGGACGCUGACGAUGAGGUUUUUUUCGGCGACGAAGAUCUUGCUGCUCAAGCUCGCCUCAACGACACGUCUCCUCGCUACCACUGCCACGACAGACAUAGUCCUUUUUACUGCCAUCCCGGUGUCAAGCCAGGCGAAAAGUUUGAGAUUCCUUCGUGCUUCCGCAAAUUCAUGCGGAAAAUAAAACCGAAGGUAACAGUACUUUUCUGCUUUUUUUAUAACUUCUUUCAGAUUGGUCGUUUCCAUCUUCCUCCUUUCAAUGCGGACGCUCUUGACGAAGGUGACGAUCAUUUUCGCCGCCUAGUCGUCGUUUUCGUUCCAUGGCGAGAUGAGCGCCUCAUCAAGGCUCGCUUUAGUGUCGACACCUAUCGAGAUGUGUGGCGAAUAUACUUGAAAACACUGAAAAAAGAGAGCCCGGAUGCGCGAGCCGACGUGGACCUGCUCAUGGCCGGAUACGAGAAGAUAAUGAAGGAAGAAUCGGACUAUUGCAACCGAAUGGACCAUAUUAAGAAAAUAAAAGAGAGGCUCGAAAUCGACGAGGAAGCCGUCGACAAACUCGAGAUCCAGCCGCGUACCGUCGACGCUGCGCAACAUGCAACUGCCAUUUCCGGCUUAAACGCAGUUCAAAAGGUACACUUCGCAGAUCCACUUUACGUUUUCCACUUUUUUUGUUUGUAGGACAUAUUCGACCUCAUCUGCUCUCGCAUUGCACAACAAGAAGCCGUUGAAGUCGUCAACAACGAGGCGCGUGCUCACAACAACACGUGCGCCGGGUCUCAAUUGGAGAGAAAAGAGCUUCGAGAGCGCCCCACACCGAUUCGAAUGUUUGUGAGCGGUACUGCCGGAACUGGCAAGUCAUUCCUCAUCAAUAUACUCGCCGACGAGCUCACUCAACGCUACACAGAAUCUGGCGCGACCGGUGUGAGGCCGGCCGUUUUGAUUGCGGCUCCGACUGGAAUUGCGGCACUUGCCAUCGACGGCAACACCAUCCAUUCUCUGUUCAGCAUCAAAGUGUCGCAGUACAAAAAAGAAGAAGACUUUGAAAGUCUCGACAACAAGCUCGACGAACUCCGCUUCCUUUUCUCGUCAGUGAAGCUUAUCAUUGUCGACGAGGUGUCCAUGGUCUCCAACGUGGUACUGAUGAAAAUUCAUCGGCGCCUGAAGGAGAUCAGCGGAGACCGCGAGAUCUUCGGCGGAUUUAACGUCCUUCUUUUCGGAGAUCUAUUGCAACUUCCGCCUGUCCGUGCGAUGCACGCCUUCAAGGGUAUCUUUUUGGGCAUUUAAUUCGGAGGGUACAAAAAUUAGGGGGUACUACAGGGUACAAGUUGUUUUGGGGUACAAAAAGUCGAGGGUACAAAAUUUUCGAUUCUAGGGUACAAAAAUUUACCGAUUCAGUAGGCAUUGAUUAAGGGGUACAACUUUUAUGAUUUAAGGGUACAAAAUUUCACGAUUUUGGGGUACAACAAUUUUUUUCCCAUUUUUUCAUGGGAGUCAUGGGUUUCAUCAAUUCAGUGAAUGUUUUUAGUUGUUUUACAAAAUUUUUUUACUCCGUGAAUGUUUCGUACUCCGAACCGCUUGAUCAGUUCCAGAGAUGUUUUUUAAAUGAGAUUUCAUGACCCCUCGAAGCAUUUUGCUUCCGAUAGAAUGUGGUUCAAACGGCGACCCUUUUGUUAUUAUAGGGGCACCGAACAGAAAGGGCGCUCUAUUGAUAAACUUUUUUGCAGUGCAAAUUCCGUGAGCUCGGGGCCGAGUUUGAAAAGUUAGGCCACGUUUUCAGUGGAAAAUUACUUCGCGGACUAGAAAUUUGGCCAGAUUGCGAACAGAACGUCCUUUCUAUUCGGUGCCCCUAUAAUAUUACUUACAAGUUGUUUUGCUGUUUUGGCCCCUUUAAAUUCUGCAAUUUCACAGCAGAAUUUCAGCAUCUGCUGUUGUGUGUGAAAUUUACCCAAUUAAAUUUUUUUCUCGAAAUUACACAAAAUACUGCAUAUAACAAAGCAUGGCUACACACGACUGUGUCUCGUGAGCUCUCAAAAAUUCAAAACUGGAAUGAAAACUUCGAAAAUGUGCUUCGUGCAACUUUUGUACCCCAAAAUCGUGAAAUUUUUACCCUUAACUCAUAAAAGUUGUACCCCUUAAUCAAUGCCUACUGAAUCGGUAAAUUUUUGGACCCCAGAAUCGAAAAUUUUGCACCCUCGACUUUUUGUACCCCAAAACCAUGAAAGUUGUACCCCAAAACCAUUUGUGCCCUGUUGAACCCCCUAAUUUUUUUGUACCCUCCGAAUUAAAUGCCAUCUUUUUGUUUUUACUCUUUAUCGCACACUUUUUUUUUCCAGAGAUUCCGCGCCACGAAAUGCACCGCAUAUUUGGCGCGAUGCACGUGUCAAUUAACCUUUGGAGAACGCUCCAGUACAGAGAACUGCUCGAAAACAUGCGACAAAAAGAAGAGCUGAAAAUGGUCCAAAUGCUGUGCCGCAUUCGUUGUGGAGCGCAGACUCCGGAAGACAUUGCUCUCCUGAUGACCCGCAUGAUUCCGGCCAAGGUCCCGUUCGAUCCGACACCUGAAGAGGACGCAGCCUUCUUCCUCGAGCUUCUCAAAACGGACUCCUGUGCGAUGGCUCUUUUUCCAACAAACGAAGAGGUGAACCGCAUGAACGCAACGAUUGUUGAGCUCAUCAAACUCGACACAAUCGAAAUUAUGGCAAAAGAUGUCGUCGAGAAAAAUGCCUCCGAUUUCAUCACGAGGAAACUGAAGCAGCGAACGGGCAGCAAACCUUGGAAUCGAAUGCCUUUGCACCGCCUCAAACCACACUUGCAGAAACGCCUUCCCGAUGCGGGUUCUGUUGAUGUUGGAGUCGACCGCCAGAUGCGCUCUGGCUUGCCGUAUCGUCUCGUCGUUGCUGUCGGAGCUCGCGUAAUGCUGCGCCAAAACGUCGACAUUUCCAUGCGCUUGGUUAACGGCGCUACCGGUGUCGUCACGAAGAUCGUCUUUGACAGCGUCAACACUCGCCCUUCGUGGAUUUACGUACGGUUUGUGCAUUAUUUCUCAUUUCUCCACUUUUUCCCUUUUCCAGGUGGGACGGUGACCCUCCGUUUGAAGUUCCGAUCUGCGAGCGCCAAGUCUUCUUUGUCAGAGACGAGGACGUCGUUUCGCGGUCCCAGUUUCCGCUGGUUCUCUCAUACGCCGCCUCCAUCCACAAAGCACAGGGCCUGACGUUGAAGAACGUUUUUGUAAGGCCGAAGAACAUCUUCUCCGGAGGCAUGUUCUACGUGGCAAUAAGUCGUGUUACAUGCCUGACCGGACUGCACUUGUCCGGUUUUGCCGAGUCGAAGAUCUUCCACGACCCCGAUGCGCUCAAGGAAGCCGAUCGUUUGCGCCGACUCAUCAAACUUCUGCCACUUCAAGAUGCGCUGAAGGCUUCAGAGAACGACAACAAAACAGUUGCCGUCACUAUCGCUCCGACUCUCAAACAAGUGCCCUCGCCUUCGUCUUCUCUUUCCUCGGCACCUUCGCAAGAGCUUUUGUUGAACCGAACACAGGAAUCUGUUGGAGUUGUGCAAGAAAGCCAGAAAUCUCGCUUAUCGACACGUUCUCAGCGCGUUGCACACUUCUUGUGGACAUCUGACGCACAAAUCAAGAACCUCGUUCCCCGUCUUACCUUUUCGCCAACGGUCGAAAACGAAACAGCCGCGUUGACCGAAUCGGUCGCCAUUGCGCUUCUCCAUUCCGUCACAAUGAUGGAGCAAUUGCACACCUCGCUGUUGUCUCUGUUUCAGUCGCUGCAGGGCAACGAAGAAGAUGAAGACGUCACAUUUAUGUCAAUCCGUCUAUGUCUCCUCCGAGCCAACAACGACACUUCGGAUUUGAUUCAAAGCGUUGGCGGUUCUGCCGCGACCAUGUUCGGAAUGAUAGCCAGCGUGUUGACGGUACUAUUUCCUUUUAUGCCUCAUACUUUUUUCUAUUUUAAGGCUCUUCCCGCGAACCUGCGCUCGUGUUUUGAACGACGAACCGAGGUAACGUCCACUUGCAGCCGUUGCAAAAAUGUCAGCAUUUCCGCGCGUCCACGCCAAUUUGUUUGGCUUGAAGCUGAAGAUUCACUCUUCGGACAUCUUCACCUCGUCGUCGACGAACACUGUCGUCGUGCCACUCCCGUUGAUCGCCGUUGCGAUAAACUCGUUGAUGGCAUUCCGUGUGGUGGAAAAACUGUCGAGAUACAAACUUGCGGAUCUGGUUCCAAGUACCUAUUUGUCGUGCAGCCAGCUGAAAGCUCGUCUUAUUUGCCGCUCAAAAGCGACCCUGUUCUUAUCGGUCGCUCCCGUUUUCUGCUGCUUGGAGCUGUUGGCUUACGCAACCGUGAUGCCUACGAAUUGCCGACUGUUUGGUACCGAAGUCCUGAAAGUGGUUGGUUGUGCUCGGACAACGGAGGCGUAACGCUUUCAUCCAAUUCAUUCCUCGAGAUGAGCAAUCUCAACUUUUUCGUAUAUGUCGAGAAAGCGUACGCGCGCGCUACGUCUCAGGCUAGGUUGCAAGAGAAAGAGGAGGAUAUGGUUCUCGACGACUUCCAAGAUUUGCGCAACGAUGCUUCAUUCUCCUCCCACGACGAUGGCGAAGGCGAACACCAUUCGCGGCGAGCUGCCACUCGUCCCGGUAUAAUCGCCGCCGGCCACCCGCCAACCGUGUCGGACUGGGUCGAUAACGAGGACUUCACUUCCGAUCCCUUCGCGCCUGACCCCGCUAUCGACGCGGUUUACUCAGCCAUUCUCGAACAGAGCGGUCCACCUUCGAAACCUUACUUGCUCUUGUUGAAUGCCAACGGAAAUGACUGCUUCCUCAACUCGGCGGUUAACAUAUUGUUUAGUUGCACCGAUUUGCGCAAGCAACUCAUCAUUCGACCGUUCUUCGAAAUGGAAAAGUCUGAAGAAGCGCUACUCAGAUCGUGGUACGAAAUGCGUCAGCUUUUCUCUCGGGCAUCCUCGUCACCGGUUCGCAUGCGAAACGCUCUUCCGCAGCCUCUUCAUAGCGGUCAACAAGACAUUCGCGACGUGCUCGUCUUCAUGUUUGAGGUUGUUGCAUACAUACAAACGCACACACACACACACACACGUUUUUUCCAGUGUCUUCAUCACUGUUCGGAUUCGUUCAUUCUUGAUACAGUGCUUGUUCACUGGUACAAGCAAACAACAUGUGACACGGUCGGAUGUGUGGACAUUCAGUCGCGCUCGAAAACUGCAUGGCACACUCAUCUUUUUUUAACGGACAACAAUCCGUUGUGGGACCUCAAUGAGGCGAUGCAGGAAAGAUGGUGUCCCCAGCGAUCAAAAUGCUCGAAAUGUAGCAGCGGAGUGGUUAUGCUCCAAUCGCACGUGUUCCAUUCGCCUAAAUACCACCUCGUUUUUGCGAAUCAAAGUUAGUUUUCGCGUCCCGUCUCUUCCUCUUCUUCCUCAACACUUUUUUUUGCAGACGAAGCUCGUCUCGAUUUCGAUGUCUGCAGACACGUAUCGAUUUUCGGCCACCAAUGGCGUCUAAUCAGUUUUGCUGCAUUCGAACGGAUAGGCCCACAUGGCCACUACGUUUGUUGGCGACUGCUUGAGUCCGGCGAAUGGGUGCGUGUCAGCGACCAAAGUGACAACAAUAGGAAACCGUCAAAUAACUUGAAUUUGAAAGAUUACGGAGCUCUCGUUAUUGUUCUUGAAAAAUUAUGAUCCAUAAAUAAUUUUUUUUUGCCGCCGUCUCAUUUCUACAUCCACUUCGAUUCCGUUUAGACGGGUUACCGUUAUCUUAUCAUUUUCUCAUUUC
Messenger RNA from Caenorhabditis sp. 36 PRJEB53466, 11248 nucleotides. Lineage: Eukaryota; Metazoa; Nematoda; Chromadorea; Rhabditida; Rhabditidae. The record is from the annotation of a GenBank genome assembly.